AAAGUGUGCCUCUGUUUUCCUAGUGACAGACCCACUGCAGAGCUGUCCUUAUGGUUCAAAGCAGACUGUCUUCAUAGCUGUCUGGACUGUCAACUACAAACACAGUGAGUAAGAGUUCAUAUAAAUUAUAAAAAAAUCUGUUUGGGGGUUUUAAAUCAGAGGUUUUUAGGAGCUGUUGUGAGCUAUUGUUGAUGUUUUUGAGGUUUGUAACCAUCAGAAUUUAAAGCAUGAUUAAAUUAGCAUUAAUUUGUAUUGUUUAAAGAAAAUGGCAUAAAAGAGGACUGAUUUAGAUCCACAUCUCAUUAGUGAUGAUUAUGGGUCACUCAGUUAAUGAAUGCUCUAUUUUUAGCCUGCUUCUCUGAGGACCAUGGACAGUCAAACAUCUGCGGAGAGUGGGAAAGUUGUUGCCUCUACUGAGGGCUCAGAAAUGGAGCAUAUAUCUGUUGAGGAUGCCCACAGCAGCCACACUGACACUGACAUAAAGACUCUCACAGACGAGUACACACAUCAUCCUCUAAUUCAAAUGGACGAGAUGGUCAUGAACGACCUGGGGCAGCUUUUCGACCACUGCAUCCAGCAGGUAUCUCAUCUGGAGACCCAAAGGAACGAGCUGAUUCAGGAGCUCCUCCGCCUACAGGAGCCAAUGCUGCGGGUGGUGGAGCACCUGAGGCAGAAGCUGGAAGAGACCAAGAGGUUGUUCACUCUGGCUCAGAUGGAUUAUAUCGCUGUCCAUGAGGAGGUGCGGCAAGUGAAGAGGAAACUGUUCACCACAGCCAGAGACUGCAUCCAGAGCCAGGUGAAGCUGGCUGCACAGGAGUACGAGGUGGCUCAGUCUGCUGUCACUCAGGUAGGGACAGCUCCAGAGUUGACACCUGCAGAAAGGAUGAACUGUAGUAGGAGUUGGCAGAUGUUUUUUUUUGUUUGUGAGGUGCACGACUACAACACCUUUAUUUUAUGAGAGCAUACAUUUUAAAAAGAGAAGUACAAAUAGACCUAAAAGUGUAUUUUCUUUAACAUUAAAUUAUCACUUUGGAAACAAAACAAAUGAUUUAUUUGAAACAACACUGUCAAAUGUGGUACUAAAUAAAUAGUAAUCGGGCAUCAAUUCAUCUGUUUGUUAAAUAAAUAUGAAUUAACUCUUGUCCUAAUACAAAUAUUUAUCUAUAUUUAAGUUCAAAGCAAAAAAAAUGAGACUGAAGUUUUCAGGAGCGGAUCUCCUUGUGUUCCCCACAUGUUUUUUUAAAUCUUAUUUUAUUUUUGUUACAAACAAAAAUAUAAUGACUUGUAAAAUAUUGAAUAUUAUCAACCCUCUAUUCAGUGUUUACACAAGACAAACUUGUCAACUAAACUACCACAAAAUACACAAAUUUUGUUAUAAUAAAGGCUUUAAAAUGUUGUGAAGCACUAAAAUCUGUGAAAGUCAUUUCAUAAUAACGGACUACUUGAGGCAGAAAUAAAAGGUUCUUAGAAAAGGAGAAGUCAUGAUAGUAAUACCUUCAGUAGGUGUUUUAAAAAAAAAAAAAACACAUAACCAGCUGUAUCUCAGCAAUCAUUCUUCCUCUGUAAAACAUGUUGAAGCUGCUGUGUUUGUGUUGUGUGCUGUAAAGAUGACCACUCCUGCCAAAUGAGUUCUUUGAUAAAUGCCAUCGUAAUCUUUUCUCGCUCAGAGAGUUUCUGUAUGUUCUUAUCAACCUUUCAUUUCUCUUCAGGAGGAGCUUAAAGCCCACAUCCAGAAUCUAACCCAGGAGCUGUCCCAGCUCCAGCAGUCCUACCAGAACCAGCUGAACUCUCUAAAUGACCGGUCUAAAAAACCCUUCAGGCCUCGGGCGAUGAGUGAUGUCAGCCAGUGCCGGCAGGCGUCUGUCCGGCUGCAGCGUCGCCUCAGUGGCAGUAUUAAGGCCCUCGAAGGUUGGUAUGAGCCACGUAUGAUGGCCCUGCUGAAGAGAAGACAGAUCGGGGAGGAUGCCCUGAGGAAGAGCAGGGAGCAGGCAGUGGACCUGAGGGCCAGACUGGAGCCCUUGAAAGAGGAUUUGCAGAGAUUGGAGGUGCAGAGAGGCUGCUUGGAGCAGAGGAUCGGUCUGAUGGAGAGGGAAAGGGAGGAGAGUGUCACACAACACAAGGUACAGUGAGAAAGUAAAGCGGGAUAUCAAUGGUAUAUGAGAUGUUCUGUUUAAAAAAUAACACCAAUUUUUUUUUCAUGUUAUACAGGAGACUGUUGAGACUUUAAAAGAGACUCUGAGAGAACUACAAGUGGAGUUUGAAGUUCAGAGAAACUCCAAGAAAGACUUGGAAGAUCUGAGGGUCGGCCUUUUACAAGAGCUUUCAUUUCUGAGGUAAUAACACUCAUCUUAGAAAACCUUGACAAUACUAUCAAAUGUGAAUAUCAAGAUUUGAAAUCUAAUUAACGAGCACCUCUUUUUUCCUCACAGAGGCUCUGAUGAACCCAGAGAAAUCCCUACAGAGGACCCAUAAUCCCCAGUGGAUGAUCUUAACAAGACCAGAGCCCAGCAUGAGUUACUUUUGGGGUCAAAAACAAAAGGAGUGACUAACAACAUUUCACCUGUUACAUGCAUCAUAAUUCUGUGUUGUUGAUAUAUUUAUACAAACUCAUUUGGCUGUACCAAAAAACAAAAACAAAAGAGAUGUACUGUAAAUAUUUUAUUAUAAAUAUGCUUAAGUAUACAGGAGAUCAGAUGCAGCACAGAAAAACAAAAUAUUUCAGAAUAGAAAAAACACAUAGAAGUCACAAAUCAAACAGCCUGGAGAAAUUCCUCCUACACAUAAGAAAAGCUUAGACUGUGUACAGUUUCAUUAAAAUGGAUCAGAGGAAUGUUUUAAGCACAAUUUAUCAUGAUGCAACAUGUGAAACCAUCAAGCAGUGAACCUGAAUAUCGACUAUCGCAUCAUUUAUGGUUUCAAUACAAACCAGGGCUGAUCACGCUGUCUGUGAACCUACAAAAAGACCUAAAAAUCAGACUGAUACAGACUUACCCUUAACAGUUCACAACUUGAUGAACAUGCAGUGUUGUAUUCCUGAACUGAUAUCAAUCAUCACAGCCAAAAUCAUCCUGUGAUUUUACUACUUAAGUACUGGAUGAAGGAUCCAUUUUUCAUAAGCAGGUCAAAUGAGGAGAUGUGGAGACUGGACUCAUGCCUGGACCUCUGUAUCUGUCGCACCUUCUGGGUCUUCGUCGUUGUAGAUAUUUUCAGCCUGGAAAGUAAAGUAUAUUCACUGUCAAUGGCAUUCAGUCUUUAAUAAAUGUAUUUGAAAAGUCUGAC
Molecule: messenger RNA, 3279 nt
Organism: Xyrichtys novacula (pearly razorfish)
Lineage: Eukaryota; Metazoa; Chordata; Actinopteri; Labriformes; Labridae
Source: the annotation of a GenBank genome assembly